This is a messenger RNA of Papilio polytes (common Mormon), 1556 nucleotides long. RefSeq names its product tissue alpha-L-fucosidase-like. Gene Ontology annotation, biological process: glycoside catabolic process; fucose metabolic process. The record is from RefSeq and is a predicted model, not a curated record. Gene Ontology annotation, cellular component: lysosome. Lineage: Eukaryota; Metazoa; Arthropoda; Insecta; Lepidoptera; Papilionidae. The coding region runs from base 67 to 1500 and encodes 477 amino acids. Gene Ontology annotation, molecular function: alpha-L-fucosidase activity. The transcript has 6 exons.
AUUGGCGGAACAUAGACGAAUUUAAAACAAAUAAACAAAGUGAUUUUUAAUAAUUUUAUGCAAUAGAUGAUCUCCUUGUUAAUAUUUAUUUUGUAUUCAGUAGGGAUUAGUUACGGGGUAGACAAUGAUACAAUUACCCUUAAAUGUAAGCAAUGUAAAAAAUUUGAACCAUGCUGGGCAAAUUUGGACACGAGAAUAUUACCAAAAUGGUACGACGAAGCAAAAAUUGGUAUUUUCGUACAUUGGGGCAUUUAUUCAGUACCCGGGUUUUCAGAAUGGUUUUGGAAUAACUGGGACGAAAAAGAAAGGAUAAUUCAGAAAUUCAUGAGCAACCACUACGCGCCAGGUUUUACUUACCAAGAUUUUGCUCCUAUGUUUAAAGCGGAAUUUUUUGAUCCUAACAAAUGGGCUCAUUUAUUUGUUAAAGCAGGUGUAAGAUAUGUUGUAUUAACUACUAAACAUCAUGAUGGUUUCUGCAUGUUCCCCUCACGGCGCUCUUUUAGCUGGAACUCGUGCGCUGUCGGUCCCAAAAUGGACGUAGUUGCCGAACUAUCAAACGCUGUCAAACAAGUUGGAUUAAAAUUUGGUGUAUAUCAUUCUCUUUUCGAAUGGUUCAAUCCUAUGUUUAAAGAGGAUAAGAGAAAUCAUUUUAAAACACUUUACUAUUCUAAUAUGAAGCUUUGGCCGGAAUUGAAACAGCUGGUGAUUGAUUACAAGCCAUCGUUAUUGUGGGCUGAUGGGGAUUGGGAGGCAUAUGAUACUUACUGGAGGUCGACUGAAUUCCUAACUUGGUUAUACAAUGAUAGUCCGGUAAAAGAGGAGAUUGUAGUUAACGACAGAUGGGGUAAAGGCAUUUCUUGUAAGCAUGGAGACUUCUACAAUUGUAAGGAUCGGUAUAACCCUGGUAAGCUACAACCCCAUAAGUGGGAAAAUGCUUUCACAGUAGACAAAAAGUCGUGGGGAUUUCGUAAGACGAUGAAUGCCAAUGACACAUUGACUAUGAAGGAAAUACUGCACGAAGUAGCCUCUAGUGUUAGUUGCGGAGGAAACGUCCUUAUAAACGUUGGUCCGACGCAAUACGGCACAAUACCUCCGAUAUUCCAAGACAGAUUGCUAAAGCUAGGUCAUUGGCUGGAGAUAAACGGCCAAGCGAUAUAUGGUUCAUCGCCUUGGCAUUAUCAGAACGAUUCUAUUAAUCCCGACGUGUGGUAUACAUGUCAAAAAAUCCCAUACAAUGCGAUAUACCCGACAGCAAAACCAUUACUUACUGAUACAGUAUCUAAAAUAUUUGCGAUCUUUCUAACUUGGCCUAUUAGUAACAGAAUCCUGUUAAAAGAUGUGACAGGGUAUAUUCUGACAUCUGUUUACGAAAUUGUACUUUUAGGCAAUGAUGGUGAUUUACCUAGAGAAGUAAAAAACGGAUUAACAUAUAUCAAGCUUCCAGAUAAAGCGACGGUCGCCGUCGAAUAUGCAUGGGUAUUGAAAUUUACGCCUAAAUAAAAAGCCCUAGCAAUAAAACAAAUAGUUAUUGAUGCAAGAUUUAUAAAAAAAAGUAU